AAGCUUUACCGAGUUCGAGUUGCCCACUUUUUGACCUAUUUAUAGGAUUUUGACUGCUUUCCAACAAAUUAAAUAAUGCAUUUCUCAUCAAAAUCUAUAAAGUAACAUUCUGUGCAUAACAAAAUAUCACAUUUGUCCCAAAAAAUCGAUAAACCGAGUAACUCGUGAAGUAAACAACUCUCCCACGAUAAGAAAAAAAGAUCGCGAUAACUUUUGAUGUGAUAAUCCUCUAAAAAUCACCACUUGUUAUCUUUAGAAAUUAUUUUAUUUUGUCUUUGAAAUUAUAGUUGUUUUCUUGGCAUUUGUAGAAAUAGAUUCAGAUUCAGUUGUGGUUGAAGACGUGUAGAGGUAGGAUCGUGUAUCGUUAAAACAAUUCUGCGCGCUUAUAACGCAAGGCGAAAUAAUUUUUAUACCUAAGUAAUUCUUUCUAAUUUAACCACUGAUUAUCUUUAUUGAUAUUGUGACAUCACGAUAAUAAUGUCGACUACAAGGCUAUUAUCUCCCCUUCAUAAUUAUGGGAAAUUUCAGUCCACUGCGUCACUCACAAGGCAGAAGUCAGCUGUUGGUGGUGUCGGUUCGCGAUCAGUGUUGAUAAAACAGAAUAUCAGAAGAAUGGCGACAUAUAAACCAACGUUGACUAUCGAGAAUUUAAAUCCUUGUAUCAAGGUGAUGGAAUAUGCUGUCAGAGGACCUUUGGUUACAAGGGCCGGCGAAAUCGAAAAAGAGUUGGAAAAGGGAGCAAGCAAACCAUUCAAGGAAGUCAUAAAAGCCAACAUUGGUGAUUGCCAUGCUAUGGGCCAAGUUCCAAUCACCUUCAUCCGGCAAGUGCUGGCUUUGGUAGGUUAUCCGAAACUUUUAGAUGAUCCUCACUUUCCAGAAGAUGCUAAAGAGCGCGCAAGAACUAUAUUGAAGGGUUGCAGGGGUAGCUCUCUAGGAUCUUAUACCGAUUCGCCUGGUAUUGAAGUUAUCAGAAGACACGUAGCUCAGUAUAUCGAGAACAGGGAUGGUAUUCCAAGCGAUUGGCAGAACAUUGUGAUUAGUGGGGGUGCCAGUGACGCUAUCAAAAACGUUCUCAAACUCUUCAUAUGCCGUGUAAAUGGAAAGAAACCCGGUGUGAUGAUUCCCAUUCCACAGUACCCGCUAUAUUCCGCAACUUUAUCUGAAUUUGACAUUGACCAAGUCGGGUAUUAUCUAGAUGAAUCUAAGAACUGGGGACUUUCUUUACAAGAACUAGAGAGGUCGAUAAAUGAAGCUAAAAAGCAAUGUAAUGUAAGAGCUAUUGUAGUUAUCAAUCCAGGAAAUCCAACAGGACAGGUUUUGACCAAAGAAAAUAUCCAAGAGAUUGUCAAGUUCGCACAGAAAGAAAAGCUGUUCAUUUUGGCCGAUGAAGUAUACCAGCACAACAUAUACGACCCCAACUCACAAUUCCAUUCUUUCAAAAAGGUUAUGUAUGAAAUGGGAGAACCCUACAGAAGCAUGGAGCUUGCCAGUUUCAUGUCUUGUUCCAAAGGUUACAUGGGCGAGUGUGGUCUUAGAGGAGGUUAUGCGGAAGUGGUCAAUAUGGAUCCAGCAGUUAAAGCUCAAUAUUUCAAAGCGAUUAGCGCUAUGUUGUGUUCGACUACUUUCGGUCAAUCCACCUUAGAUGUUAUUGUGAAUCCUCCCAAACCAGGAGAACCCAGUUACGAACAAUUUGAAAAGGAUAAGGCUUCAGUCUUGGAAUCUCUUAAGUUAAGAGCCAAAAUGGUAGCCGACACAUUCAAUUCCAUCGAAGGCUUCAGCUGCAACCCAGUCCAAGGUGCCAUGUACGCUUUCCCCCAAUUCAAGCUCCCACCCAAAGCCAUAGAAGCAGCAAAGAAGAAGGGUCAAGCCCCCGACGCAUUCUACGCUUUCGAUUUAUUAGAAUCCACAGGUAUUUGCAUCGUCCCAGGAUCAGGAUUCGGGCAGCAACCCGGCACCCACCACUUCAGAACCACCAUCCUACCCCAACCCGACAAACUAAAGAGCAUGCUGGACAAAUUCGCCGAAUUCCACACCCAAUUUUUGAAAAAGUAUAGUUAAGUUGGAUGCGUUUUUUACGAUGAGUUGACUGUGAUCAAUUGUACUAACGUAAUUGUAGCAUUUGGCGCUAGAUUGAGAUUGAGAUCCAUCAGAUUUUAGACAAUAUGUUGUAUUUCUAUGUGAAAAAUGUAAUUGGCAAAUAUUUUAUUACUUUUUUUAACUAUUUCGCUACUUAAGACGCUUGCUAUACAGAUUCCACGUGACCAUCAUCAUCAAUCAGCCCUUUGCAUCCAUUGCUGUAUAUAGACCUCCCCUAUUUCCGUCCACUGUCUUUUAUCCUGGGCGCUUUGAAUCCAAUUUGUGGUCAUUCUUUUUAUAUUGUCCAUCGCGUGCAUGGUCUUCCUCUGCUUCUUUUAUCGGCUCUUGGUUUCCACUCGAGCAACCUCUUUGUCCAUCUUCCAUCUGUCAGACGGGCCACAUGACCGGCCCAGUUCCGUUUAAGUUUAGUCACCUGACAUACAACAUAUGUGACUCCUGUUCUCAAUCGUAGUUCUUCGUUUGUUGUAUAUUCCCGCAAUGACACCGAAUUCUUAGCUUCUUAACAGAUGCGGUUGUUAAUGUUAGAGUUAGAGUUUCAGCACCAUAGGUCAUAAGCGGCAAACGCAUUGGUUAAAGACCUUCCGUUUCAAGCAAAUUGGAAAAUCACUUUUGAAUACGUAUCUGAGUUUACCGUACGCGGCCCAGGAGAGGAUAAUUCUUUUCAAUUAGCACGUUUGAUUGUCUCACGUGAUUCGUAUUUCGUGACCAAAAUAUUUGUACUUUUCCGCAAACUCCAUUUCGCAGUCGUUGAUGACAACGUUUUCACUUGGAACUAGAUUUGUCAUUAGCUUUGUCUUAGAUAUGUUACUGUUCCGAUGGUAGGUUACGGAAUCAAUUAAAAAUAAGUGUAAACAAUGAACAAUAACAUAUUUAUUUGUGUCAAUAAAAAAAAGGCGUGUCUUACUUAUAUCUCGACCUAUGGUAUAUACCUACACGGUAUGUUGUUGACCUAUUCCGACUACCGCUGCGUUGUGUCUCUCGACGGGAGACUGUGAAUCGACCCGUAGUUAUAUAUCGACUGACUGUGGCUGAAAAAAAAACCACAAACGCUACUAUGUUUGUGUUUCUACAAUUUGGCUAGAAAAGGCAAUAAAUUACUACAUCUGGCGUUUUAAAAGUUGAGAGCCUUUCUGUAUUUUAAGAAGUUGACAUAAAGUCUGAUAAGGUAAUUAAUUUAUGGGGAAUUCAGUUUGUUAAACUGAACACACCAAAAACAUUAUGGUUAGGGAUACCGUUUCGUAAAACUUAUUAGCAUCUGGUUUGUAUAUUAGAUGUGAAUUUAUAUGACAGUUUUGAGAAAAGUUAUUAAAAAAUAAAAUUAGCAAAAAUAGUAAUUAAAGCGUGUCGCCACAUUAAUUUUUAACCCAACCUGAUCCCCAUGACCGAUUCAUAAUAAAAAGGAGAUUUUAGUUGAUUUAAAGAUCCAAAAAACUCUAAACAACUAUCUGUAGAAAAAACUUAGCUUAAAUAAACAAGUCACUACAAAUGCUAAGACUACAAUUUUCCUGCCAUUCUACUUCUUUAUAUACCACGUCCUUUCAGAACGUUGAUUACCACCAUAGCUAUCUUAAUUUUAUUCACUGCCACCCUAAUUAGCAUGAUUGUAUCAAUACCAUACCAAUCUCGCAAGAGAACCAUGAAGUCUUUGUUUGUCCUGAACUGAGUUUGCCUAUUUCCUGUCAUUGGGAAUCUGUAUUCUAAAAAUACUCAACUAUGUCUACAACCAAUUGAUAUGGUGUUUUUAUAAUAUUUAAUAAGCUACAACUGAGGACUGGGCACCAAUAAAGAGCCAUGUGACAAAAAGUUUAUUUUUAGAUAUAUUUUUUUUACGUUCCAUCAUCAUCAUCAUCAUCUUGGUGCUACAGCCCUUAGAGGGCCUCGACCUUCUCAAGCUUUCUACGCUAUUCUGUUCUGUCCCUUGCUUGCAUUUUCUAGUUACCGACUCCGAUCUUCUCGGCAUCUUGUGUUACCCACCCGUGUUCAUCCACCUCGCCUUUGGUCUACGCCGUCUUCUCAUUCCCACGGGUUGAGCUGUUAGAAUCUUUUUUAUCAUGUUCGAUUCAGGGGCCCGGGCUACAUGUCCUGACCACUGCAGGCGAUUUCGCUUAAUUACAGUUAUAAUAUCUUUUCCACCAAACGUAUGCUUGUAGAUAUAAAGUUUACCACUUACUUAAAAUUAGGCUCUAUUCACUGUCCAAGUGCUUAUACAGAGGUGCAGGUAUGCCAACUGUGACGUAUAUAUUUGUUUUAUCGUCUACAAAAAGGCAUUUUAUAGAGUAAAACAUGAUAAGCUCACAACCAUCUUAGAAAAAGCGGGAUUAGAUGAUAGAGACUUGAAAACCAUAUAUAAUUUAUAUUACAAUCAAACUGCCACCAUUAAAGUGGAUGACCAGUUGAUAGAGGCAGUCUCCAUAGAUAGAGUGAGAUAAGGAUGCAUUCUGUCCCCGGUGUUAUUUAAUAUGUAUGCUGAGCAUGUGCGCCUAAACAACGUUAGAUAUGCCGACGACGCAGUACUUUUUGCAGAUAGCUUAGAUGGUUUGCAAAGAAUAAUGUCGCGCAGAUAUUAAUCAGACAUACGUAGAGAACAUGGAUUUGAUCUCAAUACGAAAAAAAACCAAAGUAUGUGGUAGGCGGUAAGUGCGAAAUAUUAAAUACAAUAGCAGCAAGCAAAGGAUAACCACGUUGAUCGUCAACAUUCGAAACGGAUCGGCACCUUAAGAAGAAGAAGCAAUGGUCCAAUUGUCUGUUUGUGGCACAUAGCUCUUUACUAAUGCCCACUCCUCAACUUUAUUUUAUUUAUUAUACAUUUAUACUAAAACAAAAAUAUUGUGCAUGUAUUUUUAUAAUUAUUUAUUGAUACAUUUUAUUUAUCUUUAUAUGGUUCUUUUCAUGAGGAUUUUUCAGUGCGUCACAAAUGAUAGAAAAAAAGGUAAGUCCGUGAUAAUAUACAUUUAUAACAUUUAUUCUAACAUGACAUUUUAGUUAAAUCUGACAGUUGUCAAAUUUUAUUUGCAAUUGGGCAUAAAAACAAAUCAAUUAUCUUUAUUGCAUUUAUAAAAUGGUAUUUUUUUUGAUUUGUAUAGUCUUAUAAAUUGUACAGAUCAUAUUCCUAGAUAUAUAAUUAGUAAAUACAUUUUUUUCUAUUAUAGCGCCAUCUAUCGACAACUAGAAUAAUCACCGAACUAGAAUAAUUACCAAAGUAAUCACCGACGUGCCUUUUUUUCUGUCAUAUACAAUUUAAUGCGUAAAGGCUGUAUGACACUAUGCAUUUUCUUGUAUCAUUUCUAAUAUCGUUUCUUGUAUCAUUUCUUGUACGUACAUUUGUGCCCUGUAUGACACUAUGCAAGUUCUUGUAUCGAAAACUGUAUGAAAUUCGGCACGUGAUUGGUCGAAAUUUUGUUUGUCGCCCUGUCACGUUACAUUGGUAUGGUAGUACUGCGUCUACAGCUGAUUUUAAUGAUUUUAUAAAAUUUAUAAACUUUUAAAAACAAAUAUUUUAAUGUUAUAAUAACUAGAAUUUUUACGUUGACUGUUGAUUAUUUGUGUUUUUUAUUUUGUUUUGAUAUUUGUGCUAAAAUAUUUGCAUUAUAAUUAUCUUCAGUUUGAUCCAAAUUGGAACUAUUGUAUUUUCCUCUAUUAAAAAAUUAUGCAAUAUGAAACCCAAAGUUAUUCUAAAUAUAUGGUUAUUAGUAGAACAGUAGUCCAUAUAUACCAAACGGUAUAUUAAGUAUCAAUAAAAUAUUUAUAAAUAAUACCUACAAAACACAAAUAAAUUCAUCAAGACAUAAAUCAUAUGAUCUCAUUUUCAGCCGCCAUUAUGACAUUUAGAAGUUUUACCAGCAGGUUUUACGUUUUUGCUCUUUGCGCAGAAAUUGGCGCAGUUAUUGUACAAGAAUCUGUGCCUGACACAAAUUCUUGUAUCGUUUCUGAUAUCGUUUCUUGUAUCUGUGUAUGACACUAUACAUUUUUUUGACAUAUCAGAAACGAUAUUAGAAAUGAUACAAGAAAAUGCAUAGUGUCAUACAGCCUUUAGAAAGAAAUCGAAAAACUGUGACGCACUGAAAAAUGCUCAUGAGAAAAAGCAUAUUUUCUCACUACUUAAGAGUUUUACGCUUGUUUUGCCGUCCAACAUCUGCUAUUUUACUUAAUGACAAUAAUUGGUAUACCAAAUUUACGUUUUUUUAUUCUGUAAAUUCUGCAGAAAAUAAAAUAUUAAAAAAAUUAAUUAAUGACUGAGGACAGAAUAGUCACAGUUAAAACUUUCUUCAUUAAUGAAGAUUUUAUUGCUACCUAAACGAGGGUAGUGAAUGUAUAGACAUAAUGGUCUAAAGUUCUAAAGGAUACCAAAAUUUGCAGAAAUAAAAUGAUGUUAAUGUGUUCAUUACUGAUGGAUCAGCGAUCAUUAUGUCGCCUAAAUCUGUAUUGUAUUAGCCCAGAAACAGACGAACCACUUUGUGGCGCCACAACCACUCUGUGGCGCCACAAAGUAGCUUCCGAUGAUUAGCCGUAAAUUCGUAUGUAAAUUAAACGUACCAUUCCACACGAGCGACAGUGGCCAGCCAGUGUUGCCGAUCCUCGCUGCUAGUGGCGUCCACUACAAAAUUCAUUGGCGCUACAAAAUCGCUCGUCUAGGCCACUUUGUGGCGCUGCAGAGUGGCUCGUCUGUUUCUGGGCUUAAUUGUUUUAAUUUUAAUAGUAAAAAUGUACAAUCUUAUUGAUUAAAAUGAGUCUAAAUUCUUAUUAUUUUAAUUAUUUAAAUGUUACAAUUUUAAUGUAAAUAAUAUUGGAUGUUAUUCAUCAUAUUUGUACAUGUAUCAAAAUUAGUAAAUUUUAUUGUUAAAUAUAUGAAGCAUAUUUGGAACUGAA
This is a messenger RNA of Diabrotica virgifera virgifera (western corn rootworm), 6963 nucleotides long. Its product is annotated as alanine aminotransferase 1. Lineage: Eukaryota; Metazoa; Arthropoda; Insecta; Coleoptera; Chrysomelidae. Gene Ontology annotation, molecular function: pyridoxal phosphate binding; L-alanine:2-oxoglutarate transaminase activity. Bases 478 to 2058 code for a protein of 526 amino acids. The record is from RefSeq and is a predicted model, not a curated record. The transcript has 6 exons. Gene Ontology annotation, biological process: biosynthetic process.